Molecule: messenger RNA, 588 nt
Organism: Fraxinus pennsylvanica
Lineage: Eukaryota; Viridiplantae; Streptophyta; Magnoliopsida; Lamiales; Oleaceae
Source: the annotation of a GenBank genome assembly
AUGGACUUUAGCAAUGUGGUUCAAGAAGUAUUGCUGAAGGGGAUGGUGACCUUGCAGCACCAAGUCAUGCGUUUUUUGACAAAUCCGCACAAGCCAAUGAUUCUCGCAUUAUUGAGACCAGAUCCGAAAAAGAAUUUAACCACUCUUAUGAAAGCCUUCGGAGAAUGCCGCCCCCUACGGGAGCUUGCUAAUCUUACUCUAAUAAUGGGAAAUAGGGACAAUAUAGACGAGAUGUCCACCGGAAAUGCUAGUGUGCUGAUAACUGUUUUAAAAUUGGUUGACAAAUAUGAUCUUUAUGGGCAAGUCGCUUUCCCUAAACAUCACAGGCAAAGUGAUGUUCCAGAAAUUUACCACCUUGCUGCCAAAACAAAGGCUGCAGCGCAUGGACUCCCUAUGGUGGCAACUAAGAAUGGUAAUCCAGUUGAUAUCCAUCGGGCACUGUACAAUGGUCUGCUCGUGGACCCUCAUGAUCAGCAAGCAAUUGCUGAUGCACUGCAUAAGUUAGUAUCAGAGAAAAAAUUGUGGGAAGAGUGCAGAAGGAAUGGGUGGAAGAACAUACACCUCUUUUCGUGGCCUGAACAUUGCUGA